GUCCGUUCAUUUCAACGCUCAGCUUUUCUCUCUCACUCUAAAAUCCAAUCAUUUCCCGAAAGACCAAAAAAAAAAAAAACUCUCUUUCUUCCUCACAAACACCACUAAUCUCCAAUCCCUACACAUUUCCGCAACAAAAUCCCUAUUUUCCCUCUCUCAGGGAAAAUUCGAAGAAAAGUUUCUCCACUCUAGGUCAUAGCUUUUGAUUCUUCUGUUAAUUAAUUAAUCCAAUUCGUCGAUUUUCGAUCCUCAAUAAUCCAAUUCCGAACCUGGUGUUGGAUUAAUGCUUCGAGGUUCGGAUUCGUUUCUUCAAUUUUAACCUUCUAACAGUGUGGGUAUGUUUCAUGCAAAGAAGUUUCCGGAGGUGGCUAUGAUGCCUCAUAAAUCUCAAGGGGGAGGAGAAGAACUUGUAGAUGUUGGGGUUUUGAGUGGAUCUGCUGUGAAAAAUGCUGCACCUGCUGGGGGAGGUGGGAAGCAACGGUUGCGUUGGACGUCGGAUCUUCAUGACCGAUUUGUGGAUGCUAUUACGCAACUUGGUGGACCAGAUAGAGCAACGCCAAAAGGUGUUCUUAGAGUGAUGGGGGUGCCUGGUCUGACCAUUUAUCAUGUUAAAAGUCAUUUACAGAAGUAUCGUCUGGCGAAGUACUUGCCUGAAUCACCAGCUGAUGGUAAAGAUUCUAAGGAUGAGAAAAGGAAUUCUGGAGACAGCAUUUCUGGCGCUGAUUCUUCCCCGGGAUUGCAAAUCAAUGACGCACUACGGAUGCAGAUGGAGGUUCAAAAACGUUUGCAUGAACAACUUGAGGUUCAAAAGCAAUUACAGAUGAGAAUUGAAGCUCAGGGUAAAUACUUGCAGAAGAUCAUAGAGGAACAACAGAAAUUAGGCAGCACCUUGGCAGCGUCAGAAACUCCAUUGCCCCAUGAUAAGCAAAAUCAUUCUGUAUCGGAGCCUUCUGGGUCCAGUGAUGCCCUUGCAGGCACUUUUCCUCCACAUAAAAAACAGAGAAUUGAUGAAGGUUCAAAGGAUGGUUUCACUGCAUCCCAAGUUACAAGAAAGACUACACAGAAGAAUGAUUGUAAUGUUGGCUGUUUGGAUCCGAACUUGUAUGAAGAAGAUGCUGGUUUCGGAUUUGAUUUGGAAACAGAAAAUGACGACGACAAUGAGAGUGAGCAGUAAGAAUUAGGUUCUAUAUGUAGGCCAACAUUUGUCUUGUUAUCAUAUCUAGUAGAAAAUACGAUCAUGUUUUUGUAAAUUAUAUUCCUCGCAAUCGAUUUGUAUAUAUUAAUGUAGAAAUAGAUGCAUUCUUCUCUCCUGCAUUGGACAUGUGGUCAUGGAUGAUGAUUGUUGGGAGCUGCAAACUUGUCAUCAUUUAUCAAUGUUCUGGUUGUUAAUGUCUAAAUUUAACAUUUAUCAAUGUUUGGGUUGUUAUUGUCUAA
Vicia villosa (hairy vetch) is the source of this 1434-nucleotide messenger RNA. Its product is annotated as myb family transcription factor PHL7-like. NCBI's taxonomy places the organism in Eukaryota, Viridiplantae, Streptophyta, Magnoliopsida, Fabales, Fabaceae. The transcript is spliced from 7 exons. The record is from RefSeq and is a predicted model, not a curated record. Bases 338 to 1174 code for a protein of 278 amino acids. Gene Ontology annotation, molecular function: DNA binding; DNA-binding transcription factor activity.